Messenger RNA from Bolinopsis microptera, 3554 nucleotides. Its product is annotated as contactin-6-like. Gene Ontology annotation, molecular function: axon guidance receptor activity. The transcript has 18 exons. Gene Ontology annotation, biological process: homophilic cell-cell adhesion; synapse organization. The coding region runs from base 3 to 2165 and encodes 720 amino acids. Gene Ontology annotation, cellular component: plasma membrane; neuronal cell body; axon. The record is from RefSeq and is a predicted model, not a curated record. Lineage: Eukaryota; Metazoa; Ctenophora; Tentaculata; Lobata; Bolinopsidae.
CCAUGAAGAGAUACCUACCGACAGUGCUGAUACUGGUAGAGCUACUGGUUGUAGCGUGCAGUGUUGGGAAGGAUGCUGCUGAAAGGGAGGCGGUGGAGCGGGAGGCUGUUGCCGUGGUAACGGGCGGUUUGAACACAGUUGUCGUCGUCAAAGAGUCUCCUCCAACAUCAACAGAGAUUCCGUUAACUACAGUUAUAGCGUUGGAAUCGCUAAUCUUUCUGGAGCAACCAGAAGAUAAGGAUGUGAAUGAGAACACUGCUGUACGACUAGCAUGCAGGGUCCAGGAGGUGCAGGGAGCCAGCUAUGUGUAUGAGUGGUUCGUUUCCCCGGACCUCAGAAACAUCCAGAUGCACGAAGAUAACAAGAUAUCAGGAGCUGACGGUCCGGAGCUAUUUAUCUCCUCAGUACAGUCCCACCACGCUGGACAAUACAUCUGUACUGUUACUGUUCAGGGGACGAACUUUACUGUUAUCAGCAAUACUGGCCAACUCAAGAUAAACUACUACGAUGGACCGAGAGAGUCAAUAGAUUUCGGGGACGGUAAGAGAGUAUCCGUACAGAAGAACAAGGAUUACCAGUCCCUCUCAUGCAUUCUACCUGAAAGUUACCCCAAAAUUGAGGCUGUAUGGUACAAAAACGGUGAAAAAAUAGCAGAUGAACGACGAAUGUUCAUUCUCCCCCGAGAAACUUACUUUGGAAGACAAAAGAUAUUCGGAGGGGCUCUCAUAAUCAUGUAUAUUGACCGGGAAGAUAAGGGGGUGUACGACUGUAAAACAACUUAUAACGGUACUGAGUACUUACUACAGAGAUAUACCCUGCGCGUUGUCGGAGAGGUUCAAGCGUCCAACCUGAUAAAACCGAGUAAUAUAGUGACGGUGGACGGGGAGAGCACGUACGGAGGACAGGCUACUCUAUACUGCUCCGGUAUUGGCAAACCAGCACCUCGUAUAUCCUGGAAUAAGAUGGAUGGUUCCAGAGUAGAAACAAGCGAGAAGUUCCUGCUCCAAGACAACAGAAGACGACUUGUGAUUACAAAUGUUAACAGUGAUGACGGUACAUCUUACACCUGCUCUGUGACUGUCGGAACCUUCCACAGGGGUGCUGGCAAGAAAACUCAGAUUGUUAGCAUGGAUAUAAUUCCCCCGGUCUCAGCUCAGAUUACAUUUGUAGAGCAGCCCAAGUCUCAGAUAAUCUUUACAAACAGAUAUCCUACAUUCUCUCUCAAGUGUUCUAUCAACCUGGCCGAGUUUAUUGGUGUAGAAGGAAGUAUGAUGCCAGUACUUUACUGGUUAAAGAACGGUAACCAGUUGGGCUUCUCUAGUCGGAGAAAGUCCACAACCAGACAAGACUCAGAGACCAAUGUGUUGGAGAGCUCGAUAGAGUUUGUUUCUCCGAAUGAGAGUGAUUUAGGAAUAUAUCAGUGUAUUGCACGAGGCAUAACACAACUGAGACAAGUAACAGCUUACGUAAACGUGAGGAGCACUGAGGGGGACUACAAUAUGGAGGUGGUGGAACCUAAAUAUGACUUUAUCAGCGUUCCUAUGACUGUGUCGGCAGCCGAAGAACACUGUAGGUCCUGGAUGACAAACGGUCAUUUAGUGAGUAUUAUGAGCAGAAAAGAGGCGGAUACUGUCACCCGACUUCUCAAACAAGAGAAUAUAGAGCAAGCCUGGAUAGGACUAACUUGUGAACGGUACUCUGGCACCUGGCUCUGGACACAACCUGCCGACGAUUCCAGCAAAUUCAGUUUCUGGGCUGAAGAGAACCCUGAUAACCUGUACGCGGGUGAAGAGUACGCUAUAAUGGACACAAGUCUGGAGGGUCGGUGGCUGGAUGUCCGACUGGCCGAUAAAAAGUAUCCCUUUGUGUGUAAACAGUACACCAAGACGUGUCCUAGUAUUAGAGAGUAUUACAGUGGUAAACUUGAACCGCUUAAUAAAGUUGAAAGUAAAGAUACACGAUAUGGGGUCGGAGAGAGUAUAACUGUAACCUGCGUUGAUCGAACGGUUCAGAUCAAAGAAACUUUAACUUGCACUACGUCGGGGAAAUACUAUCCUGACGAGGGUUUCGCCUGUCCCGUCUACAGUUCUGCUCCUUCACAAACAUUUUCAUCAUUUAUUCUCCUAGUGUCGGUUAUUAGCAGGUUAAUUAUCAGAUUGUCCUGAAAUUAUUAGCUGUCUGUAUUAUAGGUUCUGCUUUUCUAUAGCAGGGAACUGUUUUGUAUCAUCUUUUUAAUCAGAAACGAAAUGAUAGUAAAUUGUGGGUCCCGCACUGUUGGGGACGAUUGUAAGAUAUUUAUUCAGAGUUUUGAUGUCGAAGAAAUAAAUUGUGAUGAUGUGAUGCCAUUUGGUGAUUGAGCUCUCAUUUCCGAAAAUAAGACAUAUCAAACUGCCAGACUUGCCAACUGGAAUCAUAGUUUUCAGCGUGUAUGACAGUUUAAAACUGGAUCGGACACGAUGCAACAAUUGGCUCUGAAAACCCGUUUACUGUACUUCGAACCUUGAAACUGAAGGAGGACCGAGAUAAUGUUCACACAAGCCAUGCCCUUAUUUGGGUAUCACGUGCCAUGUAGAAGUUUUAAUAUUUACAGAUUUCCCUCUAAAUUCAUAUUCAUGAGAUUUAAGCAGCGAGCUUUUGUAAACAGACCUUUUGAAUUUCGAACUUGCGUAGAUUCCGUAAAGCCAUGCCCUUAUUUGGGUAUCACGUGUCAUGUUCCCUAAAGUUACAUUAUCUUGAUCAUAAUACAGAGUUCUCAGUUCAAAAAGAUUGGAGAGCAUUACAUACUGCAUACUGCAUAGUCCAGUAUUGAUAAAUUGGCGAAAUUUCCAAUAAAAAUCAUCUGUUUUUUAUAUAAUGAUAAGAAUGAAUAAGAAUGAUCUCAAAUACUUUUGACAUUCAGAUUGUAGGUUCGAUGAUUAAUUAAUUUUAAUGUUACCUCAUUUUUAUCGAAUUCCUAAAAAAUAUUUAUUUGAGUUGUAUCCACCAAUUAGUAUAUAUGUACAAGUUUAAUUCACCUGGGCCAAUUUGAUGUUAACAUGUAACGACAUUAGAUUUAAUUUCUAUUUCGUUAUAUUUUUAACGUAGACCUAAUUUACUGUAAAACGGUUACAUUUGGUCACAACAUCUCAUUUUACAUUAUUCAUUUAGCUGACAUUUUAUUUAAAUUUGUUGACAUUUAUUCUAUUACAGUAGAAUGUCUUUUCGAGUGAUUAAUAGAUGUGGAUACUGGCGGGGAGGUGAUAAUUGUUUGUUUACAUUAAUAGUGAGCACAUGUUAAGCAGGCUGAGGAGGUGAUAAUUGCUAGUUUACAUCUAAGUUUACAUCAGUAAUUACAAUUUUAAUUACAAAGAAGUUAACGAGUGAACGAUCGUUUCUUCAGAAUUUUCAAGGAAUUCAUAAAUUUUUAUUUUUAAAGAGCACACUCUGUGAAUGUAAUCAGGGAUCCUGGACAUUAAAUUAAAGUGGAAUAUUAAACUAUUUUUAUUGAUUAAUAUAUUGAUCUGUAAAUAAUGAUAACUUAUUCGUACGAAGUGGAUUUUGUUUACAAACGCAAA